ACCACCAUCUCCUUGCUCGUUCGUCGUCUGCCCAUCCACAUCUUUUUCUCGUUGUUCACCAACCCCCUCGUUCUCCAAUGGCUCUCAAGCGCAUUAACAAGGAGUUGAUUGACCUCGGACGUGACCCACCCUCAUCCUGCAGCGCGGGCCCCACGGGCGACAACAUGUUCCAGUGGCAAGCGACGAUUAUGGGCCCGGGUGACUCCCCCUAUGCAGGCGGAGUCUUCUUCCUCUCCAUUACCUUCCCGACCGACUACCCCUUCAAGCCUCCCAAGGUCAGCUUCACGACCAAGAUCUACCACCCAAACAUCAACGCCAACGGUUCGAUCUGUCUGGACAUCCUGAGGGAUCAGUGGUCGCCGGCACUGACGAUCUCGAAAGUGUUGCUGUCGAUCUGCUCGAUGUUGACCGACCCCAACCCGGACGACCCGUUGGUGCCUGACAUUGCGCACUUAUACAAGACGGAUCGUGCGCGAUACGAGGCAACGGCUAGGGAGUGGACAAGGAAGUAUGCCAUGUAACUGUCCCCGUGUAUUCGGACCCAUGAGCGUGUUCCGCCGAAGUUCGGGCACGGUGUAUUAGUUUGAUCCCAGUCACGAUCUUUUCUUGUUCUCGUACAGCUUCAGCCAGCCUCACCCUUUCCAUUUCAUCCAUGUGACAAUCAAUGGUCUUUUUGACGCGAUAUGCCCCUCGUGUACUUCCAGACGGACGACGCGAUGUGUCGUCUGUUGCAAAUCCUCUUGCCCCGUUCUUAUGUAGAGAGAGCAACCCUGCUGCGCUAUUAGUUAAAUGCCCUUGAGCGUCGCUCCGUGCGGCCGCUUGGGUAUAUCAUCC
Stereum hirsutum FP-91666 SS1 is the source of this 834-nucleotide messenger RNA. RefSeq names its product ubiquitin-conjugating enzyme E2. Gene Ontology annotation, molecular function: ubiquitin conjugating enzyme activity. The record is from RefSeq and is a predicted model, not a curated record. The transcript is spliced from 6 exons. Gene Ontology annotation, biological process: protein polyubiquitination; ubiquitin-dependent protein catabolic process. The coding region runs from base 78 to 521 and encodes 147 amino acids. Gene Ontology annotation, cellular component: nucleus. NCBI's taxonomy places the organism in Eukaryota, Fungi, Basidiomycota, Agaricomycetes, Russulales, Stereaceae.